Molecule: messenger RNA, 1923 nt
Organism: Drosophila hydei
Lineage: Eukaryota; Metazoa; Arthropoda; Insecta; Diptera; Drosophilidae
Gene: mdu
Product: myb-like protein I
Exons: 4
Coding region: 18-1397 (459 amino acids)
Source: RefSeq, a predicted model, not a curated record
AAUAAUAAUAACACAAAAUGCAGCAAAAAGCCGAUGAGAAAAUGGAUCCAUUGUUACGCAUUCAGGAGGAGAUCAAGGAGGUGGAGCGCCGCGAAAAGGAAUAUCGCCGGCUGGCAACGGCUGCAGCGCUGGCAGCGGCUGCAGCGCAGCCAACGUCGCCGCCGAUCGCAGUGAACUUCGCACUGAAUGGCAAUGGCGACGAGUUGGAGCAGCAGCUGGAGGCUGGGCGGGAUCAGGUGGACCAGGGCGUGCUGGUGACGGCGCAGCCAGCGUCUGUGACGUCGCUGCUGGUGCCCAUCGAGGAGCAGUCGCCCUCGCUGGCGUCCAGCGUGAACAGCAACAACAGCAGCCACAAGGAGGAGAGCCUGGACGAACAGCAUUCGGAUGACUCGGGCAUCUCGGCAUCCUCGCAGAAGGCCAGCAGCAACAACAACAGCAAGCCGGAGGGCAAGGCUGGCCUAAAGCUGAACCUGGCGGGCCGGCAGGAGUCGCGUUACAUUGGACCCAACUGCUACAACCUGACGCCAGAGCCGCCGCAACAGAAGCUGAUGACCAGGACGCAGGCCACGCCGCAGCUGCAGCAGCAGAAGCGACAAUUCGCCUUCAAUGGCGCCACAAAGGGCGUGAUGCAGCGCUUCAUUGCCUCCCACGGCAAGCUGCAGCUGGGACAGUCGGCUGGGCAGCCCCUGCUCUUGGCCAAUGGCAACAGCUCGACGCUCAAGCUGAACUCGCGCAAUGCCUUGGCCUUCCUGGAAUCGGGUCGCACCUCGCCCUCGAACAGCAGCAACAGCAACGGCAGCAACAACAACAGCAGCAGCAACAGCAACAACAACAACAAGAACAACAGCAACAUUAGCGUCAGCAGCAACAACAACAUCGAGCGAGACUCCGAGGGCAGGCCGCUGAGACGCGGCUACGUGCCCGUCGAGCAGAAGAUUCAGCGCGAGCUGCAGGAUCUCAAAUGCCGCGAGUCGGAGCUGAAGCGCCUGCGCAAGCUCAAUCGCCAACAUAUGCUGGAGAAGCUACACCUGAGCACAGACGACGAGGCCGAUGCCGAUGACGAUGAUGACGACUCCGAGGUGGAACACUGCUACGGACCAGGCAAAUUGCGCAAUGCGCAAUCCACACUCGAGCUCGAAAGAGAGAGCAACGACCAGGAGUUGAUGGGCCACAAGUCGGCGGGCAACCGUAGCCUGAAUGCCGCCGCCGUUCUCUCGAAUGGCGGCGGUAGUCAUGUACUAAGCAAGUCCGGUUCCAAUUCAGGCAUGCGGCCAGCCAUGUCGCUGGCCCAGCUCUGUGACCUGACGCCAGAGGAGGCACCCUCGUCGCAUCGCCUGAUCGCGCAGUGGGAGAGCCUCAUCAAGAAGAACGCGGAGGGCAUCGAGGCGGCCAUCUAGGCCCCAGCCAAGCACAGCACACCAAAUUAUUACUUUAAAUUGCCCCAAGCACUAAACACAGGCAGUCCCAGCUCCUGACAGUUUCCAAAAUUAUUCUUUUUUUUUUGUUUUUUCUUGUAUGGCCAAGUUGGGCUAAUAUAUAUAUCUAGAUAUGAUAAUGUCAUGGAGUCGAGAGGGGAAUACCCCAUCCAUAUACCAGCAACGAAUUAGACUUCUGCUAAGGGAAGGCAAAGGAAAGGAAAGGAGAGGCAUGUACUUACCUAAUGUGUAGAGAGAGAGAGGAAUACAAAAACAUCCUUGAGGUCUGUUGUAAAUAAUUCUUCGUGCAAGUUUCAAGUGCAAGUUUCACCAAGUCUAUAUAAUUUAUUGAAUAUAAUAUAUUACGUACACAUAUACAAAUAUACACUUACCUGUUGGUAGGCAUAUAUCAGACAUACUAAGCUUAACACACACACACAUACGUACUUACGAUAUGCGCUGUCUAUUUGCGGCAGAACGAUUUAAUAAAAUGUUUACGUAAACGGAA